Molecule: messenger RNA, 4598 nt
Organism: Scophthalmus maximus (turbot)
Lineage: Eukaryota; Metazoa; Chordata; Actinopteri; Pleuronectiformes; Scophthalmidae
Gene: trim3b
Product: tripartite motif containing 3b
Exons: 18
Coding region: 268-2568 (766 amino acids)
Biological process (GO): proteasome-mediated ubiquitin-dependent protein catabolic process; protein polyubiquitination; negative regulation of translation
Molecular function (GO): protein binding; translation repressor activity; zinc ion binding
Source: RefSeq, a predicted model, not a curated record
UGUGAGAGGAGAGAGGGAGCGGCAGUGUCAUUUAAAAUACGGAGAAAAGACCAAAGGCGACUGCAGUGGACUCGCAGAUCAGAAGAGAACCCAGUGCGGCCUGUCGAGUGGCAACCAUGGACAUAUUUUAAUGUGGGGAAGCUGCACCCAAAAAGGAAAGAAGAUGAGCAUCUGUAGAAUCAAGGCCACUUCUUACCUGCUGACCUUCAGUGACCUGCCUCUCGGCAACAUGGAUGGGCUAACUGCUGCCGUCAUCCGCGGCUUUAAAUGUCCUCUGCCAUGGCGCAGCGCGAGGCCGGGAGCACCAGCCCCGUGGUGCGUCAGAUAGACAAGCAGUUUCUGGUCUGCAGCAUCUGCCUGGAUCACUACUGCAGCCCCAAGGUCCUGCCCUGCCUGCACACCUUCUGCGAAAGUUGUCUGCAGAACUACAUCCCCCCGGAGUCCCUGACGCUGUCGUGUCCGGUGUGCCGGCAGACGUCCAUCUUGCCGGAGAAAGGAGUCUGCGCUCUGCAGAACAACUUCUUCAUCACUAAUCUCAUGGAGAUCCUCCAGCGAGACCCGGAGUGCUCGCGGCCGGAGGCCUGCAGCGUCCUGGAGUCGGUCAGCGCUGCGGCUGCAGGGAAGCCCCUCUGCUGCCCGAACCACGAGGGCCAGGUGAUGGAGUUCUACUGCGAGUCAUGUGAGACGGCCAUGUGUCUCGACUGCACGGAGGCCGAGCACGGGGAGCACGUGACCGUCCCCCUGCGGGACGUGGUGGAGCAGCACAAGGCCGCGCUGAAGACACAGCUGGAUGCCAUACGCAGCAGGCUCCCUCAGCUGGCGGCCGCCAUCGAGCUGGUGGGCGAGAUCUCCCGCCAGCUGAACGAGAGGAAGGCCGAGGCGGUGGCAGAGAUCACCGGCACGUUCGAGGAGCUGGAGCGGGCGCUGCAUCAGCGCAAGGCCGCCCUCAUCACAGACCUGGAGAGCAUCUGCAGCGCCAAGCAGAAGGUCCUGCAGGCCCAGCUUUCCUCUCUCCUCCAGGGGAAGGAGCACAUCCAGAGCAGCUGCAGCUUCACAGAGCAGGCUCUCAGCCACGGCAGUGCGACCGAGGUGCUGCUGGUUCAGAAGCAGAUGAGCGAGCGGGUCACAGCGCUGGCGCGACACGACUUUCCAGAGAGGCCGCAUCAGAACGCGCACCUGGACUGUCAGAUAGAGACUGAAGGUCUGCGACGCUCCAUCCAGAACCUGGGCGUUCUCCUCACCACGGCGGCCGUGGCUCACACCUCGGUCGCCACGGGAGAGGGCCUCCGGCACGCUGCGACCGGGCUGCACCACACCGUUACUGUGACGACAAAAGACAAAAACGGGGAGCUGGUGCGGACGGGGAACGCUCUUCUGAAGGCGGAGAUAACGUCCGCUGACGGGAGCCGCGCCGCGGAGCCCGAGGUCACGGACAAUAAGAAUGGAACGUACGAGGUGGGCUACACGUUGCGCUCCGAGGGAGAGCACUCCUUCGCCCUGCUGCUGUACGGUCAGCCGGUGCGCGGCAGCCCGUUCCGCCUGCGGGCGGUGAAGCCCUCCGACGUGCCACAGUCUCCGGACGACGUGAAGAGGAGGGUGAAGUCGCCCAGCGGGACGGGCGGCCACAUACGGCAGAAGGCGGUGCGACGGCCUUCCAGCAUGUACAGCACCACCAAGAAGAAGGAGAACCCCAUCGAAGAUGAGCUCAUCUACAGAGUGGGUUCCCGGGGCAGAGAGAAGGGAGAGUUCACCAAUCUGCAGGGGAUCUCAGCCUCGAGCAACGGCAGAGUGGUGGUGGCCGACAGCAACAACCAGUGCAUACAGAUAUUCUCCAACGACGGCCAGUUCAAGAUGCGGUUCGGGGUCCGAGGUCGGUCUCCGGGGCAGCUGCAGAGGCCGACGGGCGUCACCGUGGACAUGAACGGCGACAUCGUGGUGGCGGAUUAUGACAAUCGAUGGGUCAGCAUCUUCUCCUCCGACGGCAAGUUUAAGAACAAGAUCGGUGCGGGCCGGCUCAUGGGUCCCAAAGGCGUGGCCGUGGACAAGAACGGACACAUCAUCACUGUGGACAACAAGGCCUGCUGCGUCUUCAUCUUUCAGUCCAACGGGAAGCUGGUGACCAAGUUUGGGGGCAGAGGGACGUCGGACAGACAGUUCGCAGAAAAACUUGGCCCAAACUUUAAUAAAUCUGGCCCGGUUUUCAGCCCACACUUUGUCGCAGUGAACAACAAGAACGAAAUCGUCGUGACCGAUUUUCACAAUCACUCUGUGAAGGUGUACAGUGCAGACGGGGAGUUCUUGUUCAAAUUCGGCUCCCACGGCGAAGGCAACGGCCAGUUCAAUGCGCCCACCGGUGUGGCUGUCGACGCCAACGGGAACAUCAUUGUCGCCGACUGGGGCAACAGCAGAAUCCAGGUGUUUGACAGCGCUGGCUCCUUCUUGUCCUACAUCAACACAUCAGCAGACCCACUGUACGGCCCCCAGGGCCUCGCACUCACCUCGGACGGAAACGUGGCCGUCGCCGACUCCGGCAACCACUGCUUUAAGGUUUACAGGUAUCUGCAGUGAGGGAGGACGCCGCCGCCGCCGCCGCCGCUGCCACGACUCCCGUUCAGACGAGUUCACGUCCUAACAUACAUCGCUGCUUGCCGACGUGGAGCUGGGACGCGGCCGCACGCCGGCUAGUGACUCCGGCUUCCAUGAAUUGAUCCUCCGUUUCCUUUUCGUCUGUACAAUCUUUGGAAGACGCAGCGCACAGAGCUGAAAACAAAUUACAAAGAAAUGUGAGCAAAGGAAGAAUUUGCAUUUUACAUGAAGGACAACACAAACCACGACAACGCAAAAUGAAAUAGACUACGGGUGUUUAAAUCACGUGCCUAUUAAGGAUUAAAAAGGAGCUGUAAUUACAUAUUUUUCUUAUUUGACCAUUCAUGGUUUGCUGUCGACCAAGUGAGGGAAAAACCUGAAAUGGGAAUGAGCCCGUGGAACAAGGCGUUUCGGCAACACAUCCAAAGUUGGUGGUUACACAGCAAAUUGUAUCACCGACAAUUGAUAACAAUUGCAAAUGGACAACACUGCGAGCAGCCAGCAACUUUCUAAAUUAGCAAAAACAUGCAGGGGUCAGCCAGGUCAGGACGCUCCGCAAUCGCAGUAACUUAGCCCAGGCCUUUUCUUGGAAAAAAAAAGAAAAGAAAAUUGACCCGUGGUCACUGCCUUAGUUUUCAAUUCACACACACACACACACACACACACACACACACACACUCACAGACAGGAUUGUGUUGUUUUUAAAGAAACGGUUAUUUUUAUUUUUUUUCAUUGUGCACCUUAUCACUCUGGACAAGUGCACUUUUUUUUUUUUUGUCUAACCAACAUGUUUAAGUUUUUGUUGUUUGGGGCAACCAAAGACAAGCAUCAAGAAGCACAAGUUAUUAGAAAGAAAAAGUUUUUUGGAACUCAACAUCUGCACCAGCUCCAUUUUAACAUCAAGUCCGCUCCUCUCUCUCUCUCUCUCUCUCUCUCUCUCCCUCUCUCUCUCGUCUAUGAACCAAAACAAACUUCUUUAUAUUUGAUCCCGCUAGUUCUUGCACUUUUUGCGCACACAUGCAUAUUUCGGUGUGUGUGUGUGGAUCUGACGUCCAUGUUGUUUCACUUUGUAGCCUCAAUCCAGGAUUUCAACACUGGAAUAUUUACAGUAGAACGUCAUGCCAAAUAAAUGACCUGCCUGCAAACGUCGACGGAACAGUGUUGUGCACACAUUAUUUGCUCUGUUUUUUAUUUAAUUUUUCCCCCAAAGGACUUAGUUUAUUUUUUAUUUUAUUUUCUACAUAAUUUGCUCUACAAAUUAUUUUUCUAAUCGGUGCAUCUGAGCUUUCUCCUCCUUGCCAAACGUCGUUGUACAUAGGCCUCGUGACCUGAAGCACUGAAAGCCCUCUCUCUCUCUCUCUCUCUCUCUCUCUCUCUCUCUCUCUCUCUCUCUUUAGCCUCUCACAUCACUUUUCCUUCUUCCGGAAAAACAAAACAAAAACACGUCGUCGUAAGUUGUCGUUGAAAAUUGCACAGAAUGACGAAUAGAGUUAUAUAGUUUGCAAGAGUAAUAUAUGCCUCUGUGUAUAGUUAUCAUUUAACAUAAUCAGAAAGUGCACUGUAUAUCACAAUAAUAUUCUUGUUUUUAUAGCUGACACAAACCUUUAUCAUGGAUCUCCCAGUAGUUUUGCUUUGUGCUUUGAACACAACACCAGCUAAGACACAGUGACAAAAAGGUGGGUUUUUUUUUUAACUGUUUCAUGAUUUAACCAUCUGUCUCCCCGAUACUUGUCCUUGCAUCCGCUUCUCCCAUUCAAUUACAAAACUGUGUAAUGACGGAUUUAGUUAUGUUUUCUUUUCAAAUUUUUAACUGGCAUGUGUCUCUCACCUGUAACCGUAACCCACCAUCUUAUAUCUGUGUGAAAUAAGAGGAAGCACAUCAAUUCGACACCGCAUCAACCAUUCACGUGCAGCCCUACUGUAUACUGCAGGAGGCCCGUCUUACAAAGACGUAAUCACUAUGUAAUCAUGGCAAAGGUAUGAUUGUAAAUAUUAAAGGAAUAUCACUACCA